Molecule: messenger RNA, 721 nt
Organism: Thamnophis sirtalis
Lineage: Eukaryota; Metazoa; Chordata; Lepidosauria; Squamata; Natricidae
Source: RefSeq, a predicted model, not a curated record
CAUCUGCGAGCGGGUGACCCCCCGGCUGUCCCACGCCAACUCUGCCGUGGUCCUUUCCGCCGUGAAGGUCUUGAUGAAAUUCACCGAGAUGCUCUCGAAAGAUCUCGAUUAUUACGGGACUUUGCUGAAGAAGCUGGCGCCCCCUCUGGUCACCUUGCUCUCCGCCGAACCGGAACUGCAGUACGUGGCCCUCCGGAACAUCAACUUGAUUGUGCAAAAAAGGCCUGAAAUUCUCAAGCACGAGAUGAAAGUGUUCUUUGUGAAGUACAACGACCCGAUUUACGUCAAGCUGGAGAAGCUGGAUAUUAUGAUCCGCCUGGCCUCUCAGGCCAACAUCGCACAGGUGUUGGCCGAGUUAAAGGAAUACGCAACCGAAGUGGAUGUGGAUUUUGUGAGAAAAGCUGUGAGGGCCAUCGGCCGAUGCGCCAUUAAGGUUGAGCAAUCCGCUGAGCGCUGUGUGAGCACGUUGCUGGAUCUCAUCCAGACCAAGGUCAACUACGUGGUGCAGGAAGCAAUUGUGGUCAUCAAGGACAUUUUCCGCAAAUACCCGAACAAAUACGAAAGUGUGAUCGCGACCUUGUGCGAGAACCUGGACUCCCUCGACGAACCGGAAGCCAGGGCCGCCAUGAUCUGGAUCGUGGGAGAAUACGCGGAGCGCAUCGACAACGCGGAUGAGCUGCUGGAGAGCUUCCUGGAGGGCUUCCACGAUGAAAGCACCCAG